Molecule: messenger RNA, 3605 nt
Organism: Orycteropus afer afer
Lineage: Eukaryota; Metazoa; Chordata; Mammalia; Tubulidentata; Orycteropodidae
Source: RefSeq, a predicted model, not a curated record
UACCCCCUAACCUCUUUUUCCUUUUCCCUUCCCCCGCCUGCUUUACUCCCCCCACCCCACCCCCUACCUCAUUACUCCUCCCAGCCUCCAUACACCGGGGCUAUGGCCGCAGAAGAGGUAUUGCAAACUGUAGACCAUUACAAGACUGAGAUAGAGAGGCUGACCAAGGAGCUCACAGAGACAACCCACGAGAAGAUCCAGGCUGCUGAGUACGGGCUGGUGGUGCUGGAAGAGAAGUUGACCCUCAAACAGCAGUAUGACGAGCUGGAGGCUGAGUAUGACAGCCUCAAACAGGAGCUGGAGCAGCUGAAAGAGGCAUUUGGACAGUCUUUUUCUAUCCAUCGUAAAGUUGCUGAGGAUGGAGAGACUCGGGAGGAAACACUUCUGCAAGAGUCAGCAUCUAAGGAGGCCUACUAUCUGGGGAAGAUCUUGGAGAUGCAGAAUGAACUGAAACAGAGCCGGGCUGUGGUCACUAACGUACAGGCAGAAAAUGAGCGGCUCACAGCAGUCGUGCAGGAUCUGAAGGAGAGCAAUGAGAUGGUAGAACUUCAGAGAAUACGAAUGAAGGAUGAAAUCCGAGAAUAUAAGUUCCGGGAAGCCCGACUUCUUCAGGACUAUACUGAACUAGAAGAAGAAAAUAUCACAUUACAGAAACUGGUGUCCACAUUAAAGCAGAAUCAGGUUGAAUACGAAGGCUUAAAGCAUGAGAUUAAACGAUUUGAGGAGGAAACGGUGCUUCUGAAUAGCCAGUUGGAAGAUGCCAUCCGGUUGAAGGAGAUCUCUGAGCACCAGCUGGAAGAAGCCCUUGAGACCUUAAAAAAUGAAAGGGAGCAGAAGAACAGCCUGAGGAAGGAGCUUUCCCAGUACAUCACCCUCAAUGAUAACCAUAUCAGUAUCUCAGUUGAUGGACUCAAAUUUUCAGAGGAUGGGAGUGAACCCAACAAUGAUGACAAAAUGAAUGGGCACAUCCAUGGGCCUCUUGUGAAACUGAAUGGAGAUUAUCGGACUCCCACUUUAAGGAAAGGAGAGUCAUUGCACCCUGUUUCUGACUUAUUCAGUGAGCUGAACAUUUCAGAAAUACAGAAGCUGAAGCAGCAACUUAUGCAGGUAGAGCGGGAAAAGGCCAUUCUUCUGGCCAACCUUCAGGAAUCACAGACACAGCUGGAACAUACUAAGGGGGCGCUGACAGAGCAGCAUGAACGUGUACACCGGCUAACAGAGCAUGUCAAUGCCAUGAGGGGCCUGCAGAGCAGCAAAGAGCUCAAGGAGCUGGAUGGGGAAAAGGGCCGGGACUCAGGAGAGGAGACUCAUGACUACGAGGUGGACAUCAAUGGCUUAGAGAUCCUUGAAUGCAAGUACAGGGUGGCAGUAACUGAGGUGAUUGAUUUGAAAGCUGAAAUUAAGGCCUUAAAGGAAAAAUAUAAUAAAUCUGUAGAGAACUAUACUGAUGAGAAGGCAAAGUAUGAGAGUAAGAUUCAAAUGUAUGACGAGCAGGUGACAAGCCUUGAGAAGACCACCAAGGAGAGUGGUGAGAAGAUGGUCCAUAUGGAGAAGGAGUUGCAAAGGAUGACCAGUAUAGCUAACGAAAAUCACAAUACCCUUAAUACAGCCCAGGAUGAGUUAGUGACAUUUAGUGAAGAGCUAGCUCAGCUUUACCACCAUGUUUGUCUGUGUAAUAAUGAAACUCCCAACAGAGUUAUGCUGGACUACUAUAGGCAAAGCAGAGUCACCCGCAGUGGCAGUCUGAAAGGACCUGAUGAUCCCCGGGGACUUUUGUCUCCACGGUUAGCCAGGCGAGGUGUGUCAUCCCCAGGAGAAACAAGGACCGCUUCUGAACCAGUUUCAAAAGAAAACCCAGAGGCCAACAAAGAACCAAGUCCUACUAAAACACCCACAAUCUCUCCUGUUAUUACUGCCCCACCAUCAUCUCCAGUACUAGAUACGAGUGACAUCCGCAAAGAGCCAAUGAAUAUCUACAACCUUAAUGCCAUUAUCCGGGACCAAAUCAAGCAUCUGCAGAAGGCUGUGGACCGGUCCUUACAACUGUCUCGUCAAAGAGCAGCAGCACGGGAGCUGGCCCCUAUGAUUGAUAAAGACAAGGAAGCCUUAAUGGAAGAGAUUCUCAAGCUAAAGUCCCUGCUGAGCACCAAAAGAGAACAGAUUGCCACAUUGAGGGCAGUGUUGAAAGCCAACAAACAGACAGCUGAGGUGGCAUUAGCUAAUCUCAAGAAUAAAUAUGAAAAUGAAAAAGCAAUGGUGACUGAAACUAUGACGAAACUCAGAAAUGAAUUGAAGGCUUUGAAGGAAGAUGCAGCAACUUUCUCCUCCCUGAGAGCAAUGUUUGCAACAAGAUGUGAUGAAUAUGUCACACAGCUGGAUGAGAUGCAGAGACAGUUAGCUGCUGCAGAGGAUGAGAAGAAGACUCUAAACACUUUGUUACAAAUGGCUAUCCAGCAAAAACUCGCCCUGACCCAGCGGCUGGAGGACUUAGAGUUUGACCAUGAGCAGUCCCGACGCAGCAAAGGCAAACUUGGAAAGAGCAAGAUCGGCAGCCCUAAAGUAAGUGGGGAGGCAUCAGUCACCGUGCCCACCAUAGACACUUACCUCCUGCAUAGGCAGGGCCCACAGACACCCAACAUUCGGGUCUGCAGUGGCACUCAGAGGAAAAGACAAUUUUCACCUUCCCUUUGUGAUCAGAGCCGUCCCAGGACUUCAGGGGCUUCCUAUCUACAGAAUUUAUUAAGAGUUCCCCCUGAUCCCACCUCCACAGAAUCAUUUCUUCUGAAGGGCCCCCCUUCCAUGAGUGAAUUCAUCCAAGGGCAGCGGCUCAGCAAGGAAAAAAGGUUAACCGUGGCUCCACCAGAUUGUCAGCAGCCUGCUGCCUCCGUACCGCCACAGUGCUCACAACUAGCCGGGAGGCAAGACUGCCCGACUGUCAGUCCUGACAUAGCUCUUCCUGACGAGCAACCACAUUCCAGCUCCCAGUGUGCACCUCUCCACUGUCUCUCCAAGCCUCCCUAUCCCUAGUCUUCAUCUCCCGUGGACGAACAUCUGGGGUGAAAGUUGUGUAACCACACACAGGAUACUGCCCAAGAUCCAGCGGGUGUUUUCUUCUUGGUUGUUGUUACAUGUACAGUUGGAUGAAUGUCCAUCAUUGUGGAAGAUGAGAGAAAGUUGAGAAGAAUAACACAAAGCACAGAUCCCAGUGUGAUAAAACAUUUUUUGGUUUCUCUAAAUCAUAGAUAAACUGCAAUCAAAUGGCUAUGGUUCAUUUAAAUAAAAACACACAAGUAAACAAGAAACACAUAUCUCAGAUGGCUGGCAUUACCUCGAUAGCGUAAGAGAGACCUAAGACAGUGUAAGACAUAUAUUGUAAAACCAUCUUUGCUCAUACUCCAAGUUCAGCUAUAGAAGUUGAUUCCAAUAUUUUUUUUGUCAUUGAUAUUUAUUUUGUACUUUGCUACAUGAUUUGUGUCUAUAAAAAUCUCUUCUAUGAGAGGUGAAUUCAAUUCAUUUAUUUUUCAAGCAUAAUUUGCUCAAGUAAGUAUGAGUUUUAAUUUAGUUUAAAAUCUGGAAUUGGCCAAACUCUGGUCACUUUUCUUGCA